AACAAAUUAAGCAUUUUUUAAAUACUGAACAAGCAAUAUGUUUGUAAAAAGUGAACCUUCUAAUAUGAAACUACCACAGUGCCCUGAAGAAUUUGCUGGUCCAAAAAAUUCGGAAUUUAAUAAAUUUCUUGAAAAUCCACAGCAAUGGUCCAAUGUGCCACUGUUAAAUUACACACCAUUGCAUCAAUUAAGGGAUAACUCAUUGGUACGUUUUAGAGGCAUGAUACAAGAUAUGCAAGAUCCAGAAAUAUAUUUGGAGCGGUACGAAUUAAAAAAAACUGAUGGUUCCGGCACUCGCAUACAGGAGGGUAAAUAUAGAGAUUGUUUAUUGAUGAACAGUGGCGAAGACGUAGUCUACGACUCGAGUUCGAAUGUUCAGGGUGAGAGAAGAACUUUAUUUGUUAUUUCCGUACCUGGCAUAAAUGAUUGGACCAGAGAAUAUGAAGAAAACUGCAACAACCUUAUGUUGCCCGUAAUUAAUACAGAACAGCGUGAAAAGACAGAAGUGCUGGUAAAAAAGAGAUCAGCACCAGAAGAGGAUCACAUGGACAUUGAUUGUGCUACUGGUAACAACACAGUAGCAACUGUAGAAAUCACAAAGCGUCAGAAAGUUGAUAAAGAAGACGAACAAGAGCCGAACACUUCAAAUAAUGUUGGUUUAGGUGCUGAAUAUUUAUUAAAUUCGCCAAUACCUGAACGACCAAGUAAAGCGUGUAUGAUUAAAAUAUAUAAAGAUUUCGAUUCCUAUACCCUGAAUACAGUUAUUGAUGUAAUUGGCUUCCUAUCGGUAGAUCCAUCGCUUGAUGCGUCUAGCAUGGAAGUUGAUAAUUUUGAAAGUACUACAGAAAUACAAGCUCAACAUCCUCCACCUUCAUUAAUACCUAGGUUACAUGCUAUAGCCGUUCACAAUUUACCUCAUGUCAAUCCCUUAAUGGAUAUUCGUUUACCGAUGCUGACUAGUGCUGAUGAAAAUAUAAAUUUGCCACUAGUACAAAAAGACCUACGCAUGCUUUUAACUUUAUGCCUGUUCAAUGAUGACUUGGCUGCAGAUUAUCUCCUUUCACAUCUUAUCUCAACAGUUUAUAGUCGAUGUGAAUUACAAAGUAUUGGUAAAUUUUCUCUUAAUAUUUGCAACAUUCCCAAGGAUGUCCUGGCAGAUUACACAAAACAAUUGUAUGAAAUACUGGAGUUAAUAAUACCAGCAAGUCAUUAUUUACCAAUGACAUUAGAUACCAUGAAUACAGCGUCAUUUGUGCCAAAAAAAGAUUACGAAACGAAUAAACUAGUAUCCGGUUUAUUGCAAUUGGCACCUCAUACCCAUUUAAUACUUGAUGAAACCCAAAUGCAACAGGGAAAAUUAGAAGCCAAUGGUGUUAUGGGUAUACAAAGUAUAGCUCACCUCAUUAAUCAUCAACAAAUUAAAUGCAAUUUUCAAUACUAUGACAUUGACUAUAAUGUCGAUAUACCGGUAUUGGUUUUAAGUGAGGGACGAAGCAUGUUGCCGAGUGAUAUUUCGCUGCCACUGAAAACCGACCCUGAAUCAAUACAACUUAUAUCUGAAACUUUAAAAGCGGCCCAUCACUAUCUUAAUCAAAAUUCACGUUUAGAUCAAUUUCGUCGCUUUUUAACAUUAGCAAAAACAUCUUCAUUUACCAUGAAUCCGGAUGAUACUGAAAUGAUACAAAAUGAUUUCGUUGAAAUGCGUAAGGCCGAUUCAGUGACCAACGCAGACGAUUUGCAUUCAUUAUUGGUUUUGUCACGUCUAUUAGCAAUAGCCCAUGGCAAAGAUAUACUGGAUAAAGAAUCUUGGAACAUGGCUAAAGAAAUGGAAACAAAACGACGUCAACGUAUAAAUGAUUUGCCAAAGUCUUCAUUGCGCGCUCGUCAAUAAAAUAUUUGGAGUUAAUGUUAUGUUAUAAAUAAAAUAAAUAUAUAAAAACUUGUUUCACUA
Calliphora vicina (urban bluebottle blowfly) is the source of this 1951-nucleotide messenger RNA. RefSeq names its product mini-chromosome maintenance complex-binding protein. The transcript has 3 exons. The record is from RefSeq and is a predicted model, not a curated record. Gene Ontology annotation, biological process: DNA-templated DNA replication. Lineage: Eukaryota; Metazoa; Arthropoda; Insecta; Diptera; Calliphoridae. Bases 38 to 1891 code for a protein of 617 amino acids. Gene Ontology annotation, molecular function: chromatin binding.